Molecule: messenger RNA, 4755 nt
Organism: Ruditapes philippinarum (Manila clam)
Lineage: Eukaryota; Metazoa; Mollusca; Bivalvia; Venerida; Veneridae
Product: DNA replication ATP-dependent helicase/nuclease DNA2-like
Biological process (GO): replication fork reversal
Cellular component (GO): cytoplasm
Molecular function (GO): single-stranded DNA helicase activity; 5'-flap endonuclease activity
Source: RefSeq, a predicted model, not a curated record
UGAAGUUUUGUCUGUGUUUUAAAGUUAUCUAAGAGAACAUGCGUCAUUUAAGAAUAAUCACCACCUGGGGAAUUCUAGUUUGAAUGGCCAUGCGGAACCCCAUUCAUGAAGGCAAAUCAAUACUUUUAAACAAUAUAUUUGCAGACAACAUGGAAAAGAUGAUGUCUGAAACAUGAUAGAAUCAUGGGAAAAGCAAAAAAGCCUCCAAGCGCCAGUAAGGAAAAUGGUCAAAAGACGAUAUCCAGUUUCUUUCAAAAACCCACAGGUAAAACAGUAUCUAAGGGACUAUUCUCAGAACAUGGCUGCCACAAGGGUACAUCUAAACAGCUGUCCUCUGAACCAAUAGUGAUCAAUGAUGACACCUCUGACAUACGGCCAGAAAAAUUAAAAUUAUUAAAAGCUGAUCCACCUAAACAUAAUGUGCUAUGUGAAAAGAAAAAUCUUGAAAAGUCAUUAAAUCUUCAAGCAAAAGAUAGUAAAGCACUGAGUCAUGAAACGGCAAGUGUUGUUAAAUCAUCGGCAAGGGGAACAAAUCCUUUAGAAACAUGCAUCCCUGAAACCCAGUUUUGUUUUACACCUCCUGGUGUUAAAAAAGUAGGUGUUGACAAUAUGAUUGUUUCUCCUGAAGCAAAUGACUUCGGUCUCAUUCCUGAUACGCCUCAAGAUAAGAAAGAAGAUGUAGUGAAAACAAAACGACCUUUGGCACGAAGUUUUUUGCUCUCAGCAGGACAGAUGGGUACAAAUCCCAUACAGAAAGCUAAAGAACACAGACAAGAAAAACUUGCUAUGAAAAAGAAAGCUAGUCUUGCUAGAAAAAGUUUGUUGUCAGUGUCUGUACAGUUUAACCAAGAUGAGAAAAAGCCUUUAGUUUCAGAGAAUGAACCAGUUGAAAAUACAAAUUCUGAAAUGGCUGAUUAUGGGUCAGUCUGUGAUGGAAAAACUCCUACAAAAAUUUAUUCUGAUGGAAAUUCAAUUAAAAGAAUGGCAAGAUCUGGUUCUUCACCUGAUUCAAAACGACUCAGUGAUGGCUUAGGAAACAAUGGAAGCAAUUUAGAUUCUGUAAAUGAGAAGUCAUCAUUAGGUAAUUCUGUUUGUAAACUUGAUUUUGAAGUCAAAUCAGUCACUGAUAAACCAAUAGCUGGAGAAGGGAAGAAAGCUCAACUCAACGUAGAUGAAACAGAUUUUAAAAGUGCUAAAACCAUGUUAGAUGAUCAGAUUAUAGAAAAAAGUAAAGAAGAACAAAUGAGGCUAGAAAGAAGGAAGUUGAAGGAAAGACAGAUGAAACUGAAGAAAGAGAAAGAAGCUUUAGAGAAGAGAAGGGUAGAAAAGGAGGAGAAGAGGAGAAAAAGUGAGAAACUGAUGAAAUACCAGUUAACUGGAGUAUCAGAAGAUGACGUGAAAUAUGAAGGUGACAUUUCUGUAACACAAGAUGACACCCUUGAUGAUAUUCUACAAGAACUAAAGUCUCCCAGUUUAAUUAAACCAUCAAAAACCUCAAAAGCUAUAGUACUUCAAUCCAAAACAAAGAAAACUGUUGCAGAUUUUACAAAAACAAAACCUCUUAAUAAAGGGACAACAAGGGCUAAUGUAAAACAUGGUCAUUCAAAUGGCGUGGCAAAUGUCAAAGACUACAAGGAAUCCGACAUUUCUUCUGAUUGGACUAAAGAUGAUGAUGACUAUUUUUCAAAACUUGGAGUUGAAGUAUUAGAAACAAAAUGUGGGAAAAAAGAAGAUUUGAGAGCAGUUGAUGAUGACAUAGAUAUUGAUCACUAUUUGACCCCAUGUAACCAAGCAACUAAUGGAUCAAGCAUUCCAACAGUAGAAAUGGAGAUUGAAGAGUUCUUUACUCAAAAAUCUAAUAGUGACCAGCUUUGUGACAAAAUGGCAGGCUUGUCUCCUUUUAAGAAGAAUAGAGAAGUACUAGGUGUGACAGGUCAGAUUAAAGCUCCAUGUGGCAGCUAUGGUCGGCAUACAGUUGUUAAAGUUGAGUUUUCAAAUGACAGGCAUCAGAUGACACUAGACAUAUGCUCACAGCCAGGGGAUGUUCACCGGAAAUGUAUACUCAGUGGAUUCUGGUUAGACAGUCAUAUAUCAGAAGGAGACACAGUGCACAUCCUCGCAGAUUUUACAGACAAUGUUUGUCACAUCACUGACCAGUCUGGAUUGCUAAUUAUCAAUCCUGACCUUCUUCUGUCAGGAACUACAGUUGUAUCCAGUGUUUUUUGUAUGAGAAAAUCAAUACUGAAGGAAAAGUUUAAGGGUUGUGACAGUAGAAAUAUACAGAUGCUUUAUGGAAGUAUUAUUCAUGCUGUCUUUCAACAGGUGUUAAAGAAAAAGUUGAGCACAGCAGAAAGUAUUAUACAAGAAUCAACCACCAUUGUCAAACAACUUAGUAAUCUUCUAGAGAUGUAUGCUAAUCAAGUAAGAGAGGAGAAGGUUAUGGAGGAGAUAAAGAAUUACUUACCUCAAAUGAUCUCAUGGUUCACACAAUAUACUAGAUUUGGGAGUAGCUUCACUGCCAAAAAACAGAGUGACUCAGACAUACUUGUAACCAAAGUUUGUGAUAUAGAAGAAAACAUGUGGUCUCCAAGAUUUGGUAUUAAGGGAAAGAUUGAUCUCACAGUUGAAGUUAAAAUUAAAAACGAGCCAGGUACAACCAUGCUGCCAUUAGAAUUGAAGACUGGUAGAACAUCAUACUCUGUGGAACAUAAAGGCCAGGUGACCCUUUACUCUAUGAUGUGUGGAGAUCGGAGAAAAGAUCCUAAGAAAGGCAUGCUGCUGUAUCUAAAAGAACCCAGUAUGAAAAUUAUACCUGCUGAUCACAUACACCAAAAAGGUCUUAUUCAGUUACGGAAUGAAAUGGCGUAUUACAUAUCUAGACAAGUGUUAAAAUCAACAGAAGACAGUGAGCCAAAAACAUUUACACUUGGCAGGUUGCCAGAUCCCAUUUCAAAUAUCCGAGCCUGUCAGAAAUGUCCUCAACUAAUAAAUUGCUCUAUUUAUCAGAGAAAAGUAGAAGGAAGACAAAGUGAUUCUAGUGGAAUGUCAGGAUUGGUUGAUGAAACUUUAGGACAUUUAACUUCUGAUCACAUGACAUAUUUCAUCCAAUGGUGUCUCAUGUUAGAUUUAGAAUCUCAACUUGGCCAAUCAAAAAAGACGUUAGCAGAUAUAUGGUGCAAAAGCUCUGUAAAACGAGAGGAAGCAGGCCUAUGUUUGGGUGGAAUGAGACUACAUGCAGAGAUCUGUGAGGAGAUAGGUGAAGAUGCUGUUAUACUCACAUUCUCUCGUCAUUCACAAUAUUUGAGAGAUGCUGCAUUAUCCUGUACUGGUAUAAUAGCCCAAGAUAGUGUAGUAAUCAGCAGGGAAGAUCCGGCCUGGGUGGCUGUUUGUACAGGUUUUGUACAGGAAGUUGCAAACUCUACCAUACAGGUGCUCUCUGAGAGGGAAUCUGUUGACCGUCUGCUGGGCAUGAAGGAGAGUACAUUUCGUAUAGAUAAGAGUGACAGUUUUAGUACAGCAGGAAUUUUAUAUACAAAUGUCUCCAAAUUAAUGAUGGAUGAUCCACACAGUAAUAAAUUGAGAAGACUGCUGAUUGAUAAAGUAAAGCCAGAGUUCACCAAUACACUGUCAAAAGGAAAUAUUGAAAAAGUUAAAUCUGUCUUCAAGAGUCUCAACAAACCACAGAAAACAGCUAUAUUAAAGGUUUUGAUGUGUAAAGAUUAUGUGCUGAUCAGGGGCUAUCCAGGAACAGGUAAAACAUCCACCAUUGUUGCCCUUGUAAAAGUAUUAAAUGAACUUGGCCUAUCAGUUCUAUUAACCAGUUACACUCACUCUGCAGUAGACAACAUACUGCUAAAACUGAAAAAGGAUGGUGUGAAGUUUCUCAGGAUCGGGCGUGUUGCAAAGGUACAUAGAGAGAUUAGACAAUUUACCAUGGAAACAAUGGCUAGAGGGAUAACAAACACUACUGAUUUAGAAACAUUCUUUAAUUCCCAGAAAAUAGUUGCCACAAGCUGCCUUGGAAUCAACCACCCUGUGUUCACCCAGAGACAGUUUGACAUUUGUAUUGUCGACGAGGCAUCUCAGGUCCUCCAACCAGCGUGCCUUGGCCCACUUUUUUGCUCCAAAAGAUUUGUUCUGGUUGGAGACCCAAAACAGCUCCCCCCUGUUGUCCAGAGCAAAGAGUCUCGCGAGCUUGGUAUGGACGAGAGUCUUUUUCUAAGGCUGGAUAACCUCGGUGCUACCUUUGAUCUCAAUGUUCAGUAUCGAAUGAAUAGUGAAAUAAUGAGUAUAAGUAAUACUAUAGUUUAUAAUGGAUGCUUAAAAUGUGGUAGUGAUACUGUAGCCAACCAGACAUUAAUGUUUCCAGAACCUGAUGUCAUAAGAGAUAUUUUGGAAAGUAAGCCGUGGAUGAAGGGAAUUUUUGACUCAACGUUGUGCAAUUCCGUAGUUAUACUUGAUACUAAAUCUAUAUCAGCCAAUCACAUUCAAGUGAAGACUGGUGGAUAUCGAAACGAAAAGGAGGCAUUUGUUGUGGAACAAGUGAUAUUGAACUUACACCGAGCAGGGGUAGAAUGUGGUCGUAUAGGAGUUAUAGCCCCUUACAGGAGCCAGGUGUUACAUAUAAGGGAGAAACUAGGUAAAGGUCAUUUAAUGUCAGAGGUAGAGGUUAAUACAGUGGAUCAGUACCAAGGAAGAGAUAAAGAUAUCAUCAUCAUCUCAUUUGUAAUGAGUUCAAAUGAGAAAACUGGAAAG